Symbiodinium sp. CCMP2456 is the source of this 378-nucleotide messenger RNA. The record is from the annotation of a GenBank genome assembly. Lineage: Eukaryota; Dinophyceae; Suessiales; Symbiodiniaceae.
AUGCGUGGCAUCAUUUCGGCUGGGAUGUGCUGGCUGCUUGCACACAGCGUGGAUGUCAAGCCGAGCCAGAUCUGCAGCUAUCGCAAAAGCCAGGACAAGGCCAUUUUGCCCACCAAACUGGAUGCUUUCACGGGCGCGCAGGUCUGGCUGAAGUUUCCCACUGAGGACGAGGCAAAGGUCUUCUGCGACGAGAACGAAGACUGUGUCGGCUACCACCAUCACCCUCAGACAAGGCUCUGGUACGUGCACCCUACGGGCUCCGAGCUCGCGGAAGAUCCGAUCACAAAAGGCUUUUCGGCCUUCAAGAAGAGAGAGAUCACCUGCCAUUCGCCCGCGGAUGAUGAUGAGGGGGAGGGUCAAGAAGAGGAAGAGCUAUAG